This is a messenger RNA of Trichoderma gamsii, 9390 nucleotides long. RefSeq lists its product as hypothetical. The record is from RefSeq and is a predicted model, not a curated record. NCBI's taxonomy places the organism in Eukaryota, Fungi, Ascomycota, Sordariomycetes, Hypocreales, Hypocreaceae. The transcript has 3 exons. Bases 1 to 9390 code for a protein of 3129 amino acids.
AUGGCAGAGCCUGUCCUCAAUGCCGCGAGCUCUGGCCUGAGCCCACAAAUGCUAGAAUAUAUAUUUCAUCAUGUAUUCUUACCCCCUCAGUUGCCGGACGGAGACGAUGCAUCUCCUGCAAACGAACUACGACUCAUCGAGCUGGUCAGAGAAUGCUUGAUCGAGUUUCUACCAGAGGCUGAUCCGAGCUACCAUGAAGCUAUCAAGAGUGCGGCGGCUCUGAUGAAAAACACACAUAUUGCAACGAGUUACGAUGGAUAUCUGCAGGAAGAUGGCGUGAGAGCCGUGCUGAAACAGAUAGGACCUCAUAAUUCCUCAAAGUCUUUUGCGUCAUUCUACAUUACAGCUCAGAAUGCGGGCGUCAUGCUUCGCUUGGCCAACGACUCUGUCAUAUUCGAGAUGUUCGAGCUCUGUCCAACUAGCGGAUCUGUUUACUCAAACGCAGGACGCCUAAUUCGUCAAUUCCCUGCUGUUGCGGUGGGCAUUCCUGUCCACAUAUUCGCACAGGGAGAUUUCCAAGAUGUCUUGGCCAAGACGCUCGUCAAGAUGAGCUACCAAGCAGUCAACGAAGCACUACCGAAAGCUAGGAAAGCCAACCAAUAUCACACUGAGGAGCGAGAUACAAUCGACCCAAAGAUAGUUACGGAGCUGUUGUAUGGCUUCCUGCGGGGCGUGGGCAACGAGGUCGACACGACUGGAAUCACGAAAAAUACGCGAGAAGAAGUGUUGUGGAAGCAAAGUAAGCUUCCGUGGAGGCGAUCUGCCGUAUGGCUUCUAAUUCGACUGUCUCUUCAGCUCACGCUGGAUCGUGCUACUGUCGGUUCUGGGGAGCUUUACAAAUCCUUCAUCAUUUUCUUCUUGUCUCGUAUACUCAGUGCUGCGAAUGACAAUAUGAUGGGUAGCGAAAUCCUUACGACAAUGUCAACCAAGAUUUCCCGGCGCCUUUUGAAGUUGCGGCAGCCCGUAGAUGGGAGAUGGUUGACGGAUGUGCACAAAGUGGUGUCCAUUGCGACAAAAUUUGUCGAUAUCCUAUGGCAACAAAUCUGCAAUGAGGCUAAAUCACAAUUUGACCUUACAAGACUACAGUCGCUUAACUUGGCUGGCGAUACACGCAUAUCCAUUCCAGGAUUGACAGACUUUAUCUCGUCUAUCUCGGAACGUCGAAAUGUAAGCCAAUCAUCAUCUUUCUGUCCGAAAUCAGGUAUUACGGCUUUUGUACCCGAAAACCUUCCUAGUAUCCCGAACCAGAUUGGUGAAAACGAUCUUCCAUAUCAUCUUGCCAUGGUAGAAUCCUGGGUGGCCACACACCUCGAUGAUUGGAUCAAUAAACACAUUGAAGACGAGUCGGCCUGUAUAGUUUUGUUCAAUUUGAUGCGAAAGUACCAUGUCGCGGGUAGGAACUGGUAUUCAAGCCGUCCGGAAGGAGCAUCAAGAAUGAUUCUUGUUAUUUUGGAGCUUUGGGUUGCCGCAGAUAGAGCCGCAACCCGCGAGUUUCCGCUACUUAAUAACUAUCAACAUGAGAUUCCUAUCGAAGUGUUUCAAUCUCUACUGAUUGGGUCCAGAAAAGGUAUGCAAAGGCUUCAUAUAGUCGAGACAUAUCUCACAAGGCGGCGAGAUCUUGCGCGACCAAAGAAGAGAGCGUCGGUUUUUACCUCUUACGGCCAGAGAAAAUCUUUCCCAGUUGAAUAUUUUUCCCAAUCGCUAGCCCAUCAAAAUCUUCUUCAAAGGAUUGAGGCGCGAGCUUCCCUUGACAAGCAAGCAAAAUUGGAAGAAUUCAGAUUGCGCCGCGCGCAAUACGACUCCCUUAUGCAGCGAUAUGGGCAAGAGGUUUGUCAGAACGUCAGCUGGGAAGAAGAUGGCGUAUGGCAUACUGAGCACGCUUCCGACUGCAAACGUUGCGCAUUGCGUAGCACCGCGACCAAGAUGUCGAUAAAUAUCUACGAGUGGCCUCUUUCGAGCUCUUCACCUGAAGCUCAGGCCACAGUCUUUGAACUGGCCCUCCCCAGCAGCUUUGGCGCGUGGCGGGAUGGAACCCUUUAUCUGAUUGAUGAUGUUCUUCAAAGUACGCGCUCUCAAGACGAAAAAUUACAUUCAGAAUAUCCAUUGAGAUCAUAUGCUGGCCUCAGUGGAUUCUUUCAGUCUGAUACCAAGUGGCGUAUCCACCUUUUGUCUGAGUCGAAGCCCCAUGUGGUUACUCACCGACGAAAUAUCAAGAUUGGCCAUAGCACUGAAUCCGAUGUUUGUGUGAACAACGGACUUCAGCUGCGGUACUUCGAUAAUAAUAGGGGAACCUUUGUUAAGGCAUUUACCGCUUCCAUUUGGUUGUCUACACUCUGUACCUUCAAGCUGGGCUCUGAUUUGAACCAACUGAAGCAUUUUCUCGUUCGAACCCACAACGAGCCAAAUGGCGAGGCUCCAAAUACAGUUAUUGCGAGUCAGGCCUUUUGUCCUGAGAAUAUGUCUCUUGGCGAGUACAAAGCUUUAGCUACGCUACCAUUUGGAUAUCGUAUACAGUGGAUGAGUAUUCUCACCCAACUCGCGAUGCCUGAUGUGGAUUUCAAUAAAACUGAGACUGCAAUAUUUCUCUUACAGCUCAGUCUUCAGGCAGGGCCAAACGAGCAGAAUGCAAUAGAGAGAUGUGCACAUGCGCGACUAACGGACGCAGAAUUUGGUCGCGCAAUGCUUGAUCAGCUUCAAGAAUGUGUUUCUCGUAUUAAAGAGAAUUGGGAAUCUCACACUGCCAUGUGGAUUUUUAUUUUUAUUGCAGCUCGCCUCCUAUCAAUGACUACUACACCUGCCUUGCGCCUGAGCAUUUUCAACCUCUUGAAGGAGUGUAGAGAGAUAUCUUACCACUGGUUGGCGAGGUUACACUCAAGGGCGUAUGCCUCGCGUAACGAAGAAGAGAGGGUACAGUUUUCACAGAUUGCGCUUCGAGUGUCUCUAGUAUGUGCAGACACAUUUAACGUGGGCGGUAAACUCUUAGCUCAUAUACUAUCUGAUCCUCGCCAGGCGGCCAUCUUAAUCGAAACUUCCAUCAAUAUUAACAACAAUACUUCAUUAAUGGAGAAAGAUCAAGAUGAGCUUAAGAGGAUCAUGUAUGAUAGAUGGAUUUUUACGAUGCAUCGUUCUCGGCCCAUGUUGUUGGAUGAGAUCCUUCACGGCGGAACUCCCUGUCUUGAUAUAGCCAUCAAGCGAUGCUGGCCUGACUUCAAUCGGAUGGGCGAAUGGGACUUGGUUGAUUCCACUUGCAGCUGGCUCGAGGCCGUAUCUGGUCAACUAAAGAUAUGUGUCAAUAUUUUAACCGGAGAAUUAUUGGUAAACGGGGACCCGCUAUCUCGCUUGCCUCGCAAAUACGAAGUUCAUCCAGACUAUCGAAAGUUAUUUGAGGCUUUUAUACUAGAUGUCAUGCCCAGUUCUUCACCUGGAAUGAAGUUUUGCAGUUCCAAAGAUGUCGAAGGUUAUGCUGCUCAUUUCAGUAUGGACGAUGAAUCAUCAUCCUCUCAAGAAGAUCUGAUGGUACGUCUGGAUGGCCAAAAUCCGGUAUUGGAUCUCAUCCCCUCUCGAUUAUUUACCUCGUGGCUACCAAACUCUUUCAUCGAUGAUUAUACCCAUUGGUACAAUCAAACCACAAAGUGUAUUGAAUUUCGACCGAUAGGCGACCCAUGGAAGUCAUUUGCACAAGGAUGGACUCUGAGACAACAUAAGAAGCGCUGGAAGCUCACGCGAGCUGGAAACAUAUCGCUUCUUUCACCCGGGAGCUCUUCUGCCAGUUAUAUAGCAUCCAUCUUGUCGCCACUCGACACUGAUUUGCAUUUGCAUAUGCUCUUUGAUGUGAAGAUGGGCAACCUCGAGAUUAGGGUGACACGGCUGCAGCUUGAAUUCACACUGAAUAAGGGAGAAUCAGCCAUCAUAUCUCGGCAAUUUCGAGGGAUGCAAAUUGAUCCUGACCAAUAUGUUGGCACGCUAAUUGGAUUUAAUAGUAAGCUUGUGAUGAAAGACAGUCACAGCUCAGAAAACAGGAUCAUGAUCAUCCCCGAAGGAAACAUCAAUUUUCAAGCAAAUGCAGAGGGCCACAUAUCCGUGGACGUGGCGUAUGGUACCGCUAAUCGCGUUCAGAGGUACUUGAUUGACAGUCAACUUCGUCACCUGGUCGGCAAUGCCACAGCUCAGAGCAAGCUAUAUAUAGCUUACAUACACGCACUCACGUCUUACUGCAUUUCAGAUCCUUUUUUGGGUAGGACCGGGACGGAAGAGAGCCUCUCAAUUCUGGAGUCUGCGUCAAUACGAUCAAUCGACUACUUAACCCCUGAUAACGUGCAGUUAUUACAAGUUAUCGCCAAUCUCUCUCCUCAUCGGGACUAUUAUCCAAAACAUCUCAAGCAUAUGCAAAAAGUGCAAUGGUCGCCUGUAUUGUCUUUUAUGGCUCAAGACUCGCGUUUUUAUAAGUCUGUGGGCAGUAUCCUCGAUAGAGUUUCGGACAUGGGCUUCUUAUAUCCGUCUGAUGAGACUUUUACGGUAGAACUCGCUCAUAACGAAAUGGAGCUCAUCAACCGAGAGAUUUUUCGAAACUCGCGCUACCAAGUGUCUGGAUUUGGCGCUGAAGACUUCAAAACGACUCGUGAUAUUGUAUACGCACCUAGGGACCGAGGCCAAUCGUCGGGUAAGACCGCCGAUGUAAUCGAAACUACAUUUCGCAUUUAUAAUAACAUCAAAACCGUUGCGCAACGGACCGAAAAGGGAACUUUAGACACUUUGUACGGACUCCUUUCUGGAGCCAGAGAAACUAUCGCUUCCAAGAGUAUACCUAGUAGGCAAGAGAUUCAGUAUGGCGCGGAGUGGCUCGGUGACCCAAAGAUGUUCCUGCCUACCUACUGGUGCCGAUUGCACUUUGCUUUCCAGACAAACCCAUCCUGGAUUAACAGAUUCCAGACCAUGAUCUGGCUCGCGACCUUGUCCUACUCCUCCCAAUGCCAGUUGAUGGUUCUUCAGGCUUUGAUGAUGAUGACUCAAUCGACUCGAUUAGCAGCCGUAUCUUUACCCGAGGGUUCAGAAUUCAAGUUAAAUGAAGGUUAUCAAGUUGAUAUACAUCAACUUAGAAAUCUUGUGGAAGGUGCGACUAGAGAAUUCGGCCCUACCUCUCCCGAAAUGAAACUACCCCCGCACGGCAUUGAAACUUCGAAGAAGACACGGAAGCGGCGAAAGAGCGAGUUCAAUAAAGCAAAGGGGAACAAGGUUACGUCUUUUGCCAACAAACUUGCUGCACAAUGGCCGAAUGACAAGCUUUUCAGGCCUCAUGAGCAUGGGUCUGAACCUUACAUAGAUGCCUCAAGUGCAUUGGCGCUCGCCGAGGGAAAAUGGCGGAUCUGGCUUGCCAACUCACGAUUCAGAGAGUAUCUCCAAAGGUUUAUACACGCUUUUAAUGUCAUACAAGUGGGGAAUGUAUCUGUUCCUCGGACAUCCUAUCCUACAUACCAAGCUUCCGCUACUCGGCCUCGCGGAUACAUAUCUACUGAUGAAGUGUUUCGCAACAUGCCACCAGUCAUCAGCAACGCGCCACUCCUCAAUGUCAAAGCUUUGCAACGAAUAGCGGACACUGAAGAGGAUGCGAAUACUAAGCUAGUUGGCCUCCUUGAUCACUUGGAUUCGCAAGUCCAAUUGGACUAUGAGCGUCGAUAUCUUUCUGAGCUACGAAAAAGUCUACUCGAUCUUCGAGGCCUUACUAAGAUGCAGUUUGAAAAGAACGAUAUCUCAAUGCGCAGUAAGAUCUUUGAGCUCUAUCUGCAACAAUGCAAGUCGUUCGCCCAGGAAUGUUAUGACGGGUUGGUAAAAGCCGUUCUACCGGAAUCGGCUUGCUCUCUAGGCCCAGCUGAUCGCAGUAUAAACAUACGGUCAACGAUCUCAGCAGCUGGGUUCUAUCCUAGGGUUUGCCCUAUCUUCUUCUUACAGCAGCUCACAAGGUAUCGCUGGCCGUCUCUCACAGAUGCAUGGAAGAAGGCUAUUACUACGUACGCAAUUGCAAUAACCAGCCUUCAACAAGCUCAGCGACUGGUAAAUCUACAGGAUAACGAAAUCGAUCUCCUCCAAGAACUUGAGAAUACCUGCAGUAGGAAAUGGGAUCCACUUCAACACCCAGAAUGGUUGCUUUUGGAAUGUGAGAGCGGAAUUAUCAUCCGGCAUGUACAACAUCAAAUUGCUGAACAGAUGAUUUCGCCCCGGGACAACGAAAACGCUGUGAUGCAGCUCAACAUGGGAGAAGGAAAGUCCUCCGUCAUUGUGCCAAUUGCGGCUACCGCACUUAGCGAUGGGUCACAAAUCGUACGUGUUAUCGUUGCUAAACCACAGGCGAAGCAAAUGCAUCAGAUGUUAAUGGCGAAGCUAUCUGGUCUGUUGGAUCGCGCAAUAUUCCAAUUGCCAUUCUCACGAGCAGUGCAUAUGGACGUAAACAAGGCGAAAUUUGUACACAAAUUGGCGCACCGAUGCAUGAACGAAGGCGGUAUUUUAUUGAUCCAACCAGAGCAUCUCCUCUCAUUUCAGUUGAUGGGGCUCGAAUGCGCAAUCAAUGGAUUUGGUGGAGUUGCUCGUCCUCUUUUGGAAACUCAGCGUCUUUUCAAUACAUCAUCUAGAGACAUAGUUGAUGAAAGCGAUGAGAACUUCAGCGUCAAGUUUGAGCUUAUCUAUACCAUGGGGAAACAGAAGCCCAUUGAACAUACUCCUGAACGCUGGGUGGUGAUUCAGAAUAUACUCGCCAGAUUUGCUCGAAUCUGUUUGCAGUUGAAAUCCUCUUUUCCAGAAUCCCUUGACGUCGAUGACCGAUAUCCUGAGAGAUUCCCUAGAAUCCGAAUUCUGCGCCCCGAUGCUGAAUCGACUAUUCUGACUCGCCUUGCCGAGUUCAUCUGCAACACAGGCAUGUCUGGGUUUCCAAUCGCACGACAACGGACACAGAUACGAAACGCGGUUAAACGCUACAUCAGCAAUACUGAACUGACAAAUAAGGAGAUUAAUGCUGUUGAGCAAAGCGCAUUUUGGGGUGAGACGACUGCCGACAAUAUUCUGCUACUUCGGGGUCUAUUGUCAGGGGGCAUACUCUCCUUUGUGUUUGGACAGAAGCGCUGGAGAGUAGACUACGGUACGCAUCCUAAUCGUGAGACGAAAACUAGAUUGGCCGUGCCGUUCAGGGCAAAGGAUAAUCCCACGCCUCGGUCAGAAUUUAGCCAUCCAGAUGUUGUCAUUGCACUCACUUGUCUGAGCUACUACUAUAAAGGCCUCCAAGAUGACGAGCUUUUCGAGGCAUUGGAGCUUCUCAUAAGAUCAGACAACCCUGAUCUCGAAUAUCGGGCUUGGGUAGAAACUGCUCCAGAAUUGCCUCUUUGCUUUAGACAUCUAACGGGUAUCAACAUUCGAGAUCGCACGCAGUGUGUUAGUGAUGUUUUCCCUCACCUCCGCUACGCCAAGGGAAGCAUUGACUAUUUCCUUUCGCGGAUGGUGUUUGCGAAGGAGUCGAGAGAAUUUCCGCAUAAGCUUUCUGCCUCAGGGUGGGAUCUUGGCAAGAGAAAAACAAAUCCCACAACUGGAUUCAGCGGCACCAAUGAUUCCAGAUACAUACUGCCGAUGGAUAUCAAGCAGUUGGAUCUACCAGAGCAGAGCCAUACUAAUGCGUUGGUGUUGAAACAUCUUCUUCGUUCUGAAAACGGUAUCAUGUUGAUGCCGAAAGAGACGAAAGAAGUUAAUUUGGAGAGUGAAUCACUUCUUGAGAUGGUAUCGCAGAUGAACUCAAAGACUAGAGUCGUUCUUGACGUGGGAGCACAGAUUAUUGAUCUUGACAAUUUUCAGUUUGCCAAGACAUGGCUCAAGCGCUAUCAAGAUGAUGACAGCGUCCAGGCUGUCGUCUUCUUCAAUGAAACAGAUGAGUUGAUGGUGCUUGAUAGAGUAGGCAAAGUUGAGCCUCUGCAGAUAUCGCCAUUUGCUACUCAAUUAGAUCAAUGCCUCGUCUUCCUUGAUGAGGCACACACGAGAGGUACAGAUCUACGGUUGCCUACAAACUAUCAAGCAGCAGUGACUCUCGGCGUGAAUUUGACAAAAGACAAGCUUGUACAAGCAUGCAUGCGGAUGAGGAAACUUGGAAGAGGACAGUCUGUCGUGUUUUGCAUUCCAAAAGAUAUUGAACAAAAGAUCCGAGUACAAAAAGAUAUCAACUCUUCUACUACGGAGGGAAUCUCAGUCUCUGAUGUUUUAUGCUGGGCAAUAUUUGAGACCUGGCACGACCUUCGACGAAUGGUUCCUUUAUGGCUGACGCAGGGCGUACGAUACUACGAACAAGAAGCUUUCUGGAGCGAGGAGGAACAACAUUUGCCUCUCAAGGGGACAUGGGCUAAGAAAUUCCUUGAACCUGAAGCUCAAAGUCUCGACUCUCGCUAUCGACCAAAGUCCGGUUAUGAAUCAGCUGAACUACUUAAACGAGCUCGGCCCGCCGUGAAAAUGCAGUUCCAACGCCGUUGCGAAGAAUUUGGAUUGAUAAACUUCCGCAGUUCGUCCCUUCAAGAGGAACAAGAGAGGGAACUUUCGCCCGAGACUGAGCAGGAACGCCAGGUCGAGCAGCCAGCCCAUGCCCUUGCCGAGAGACACACAUGCCAUCCGGAUCUCCGCUCUUUCAUCAAGCUUGGAGAAAUUCCGGUAGGAUCUGGCGCGUUUAGGCCUGCUUUCCAGGCUCUAAAAAGAACUUCGGCAGUUCAGUACUUUGAUUUACGCGAGUUUCCAAGUGGCAUAUGGGUGACUGAAGACUUUUCGAAAACAGUUAAGCUGGAGAUUAUGCCUGAUAGCGGCAUGGACCUCUUUCAACGGCCAGUACAAUGGAUAUUGACAAGUAAACUAGAAUGGUCGACUACCGUUAGUCGUCUUGUCAUAAUAAGUCCGUGGGAAGCGCAUGAGCUCAUGCCGGAUAUCGAAGCAUCCAAGUUUGUCACUUUGCAUUUAUAUGCGCCGAGGAGUAAUCUUGGAUUCCGGCCGCUGGAUCAGUUGACGCUGUAUACAGUGCCUCAAAGACGGAAGAAGUCAGUUAUUCCGCCUGGCAUGAUGGCUGAACUGAACAUCUUUGCAGGCCAGCUCUAUUUGUCGUCAUUCAAGGAAUAUGUCGAAGUGUGCACCAAGUUGGGCCUUGCCUGGAGCCCUGCUGAUGAGUCUGUUGUCCUCGGACCUGAUGGUUUCAUUCCGCCUGGAGCCAAUAGUGGACAUCUUGUGAACAAGUCUGAGUUUACGAAGAGUCCUGUGCAGUUUAUCAAGGUGCUGGUUACGAAGAUUCGACGGAACUGCGAGACUGUUGAGAAGACGCAUAUAGGGAAGAUGUUGGAUGGAAUUUUGUUGACGGAGGAAGAUUUUGAAGAUGAUGUGAAUUGA